AUGGCAUCUGGCAGCGGUGACGUCUCUCGCCGGUCGUGGGAUGUUCAAGCAUACGAGCGUCGCGCUGUAGAGCGAAAACGGGCAGAGUCAGAAGCAGAGCAGGAAAAGCUUCGCGCGAGGAAGGCCAGCCGCCAGCAACCGCACAUUGAUGACGAUCCUUUUGCGCCGACACGUGCUUGGCUUCGAAAAAGGGACCACAAAAUUGACUUUGAGGGUAAGGUUGGUUCCUCGGAAAUUGUAGGGUCAAUCCAAGGAGGCGGCUUCAAUUGCAAGACAUGCAGUGUCACUCUGAAAGACUCGAACAGGUACCUAGCCCACGUAAACAGUAAAUCACAUCAGAAAGCGCUGGGAAUGUCGAUGAGAGUAAAGCGGUCAACACCCGAAGAAGUGCGGUUGGCUUUUCAAAGAGCUGUGAAAGAAAAAGAGGAAAGCAAACAAAGGAAGAAUAAGCCUAUGGUAACACUAGAGGAUAGAAUUGCGAAGACGAAAGAAAAUAGAAAACUACAGAGAGCUGCUGAAAGAAAUAUGAAUUGA
This is a messenger RNA of Chondrus crispus (carragheen), 534 nucleotides long. RefSeq names its product zinc finger, matrin type 2, putative. Gene Ontology annotation, molecular function: zinc ion binding; nucleic acid binding. The record is from RefSeq and is a predicted model, not a curated record. Lineage: Eukaryota; Rhodophyta; Florideophyceae; Gigartinales; Gigartinaceae. Gene Ontology annotation, cellular component: spliceosomal complex; U4/U6 x U5 tri-snRNP complex. The transcript has a single exon. Gene Ontology annotation, biological process: mRNA splicing, via spliceosome. Bases 1 to 534 code for a protein of 177 amino acids.